Molecule: messenger RNA, 396 nt
Organism: Trichomonas vaginalis G3
Lineage: Eukaryota; Parabasalia; Trichomonadida; Trichomonadidae
Exons: 1
Coding region: 1-396 (131 amino acids)
Source: RefSeq, a predicted model, not a curated record
AUGUCACAAGGUCAACAAUCGCAAAAAGCUUACGAGCUAGAUGAUCUUAUUGAGCAGGUCAAAAAAGAUUCGAAAACUAAUGUAUUGCUUCAAAUGAAAAAUUACGAAAGGAUGACAUCUAAAAAAUUACUUGCCGAAGAACUCAGUGCAUUAUUAAAAGAAAUCGAUGGAUUGAUCAAAGAUAUGGGAACCAAAACCGAGCAUAUUACUCCCAUCGACAAUUCAACUGAAGAAAAUAUUAAAAAAUUUAAUAUGAUUCGGAAAACAAAAGACUGGAGUAUGGUAUACAAUGCAGUUAAUGAUUAUUUGAAUAAUAACAAAGAUUUACAACUAAAAGAUCUAACUGAUAUUCUGGAUCGAUUAUACAGUUUAUUUGAUAUUCAACUAGCUAAUUGA